Aspergillus aculeatus ATCC 16872 is the source of this 831-nucleotide messenger RNA. Its product is annotated as thermonuclease family protein. NCBI's taxonomy places the organism in Eukaryota, Fungi, Ascomycota, Eurotiomycetes, Eurotiales, Aspergillaceae. Gene Ontology annotation, cellular component: cytoplasm; mitochondrion. The record is from RefSeq and is a predicted model, not a curated record. The transcript has 2 exons. Bases 1 to 831 code for a protein of 276 amino acids.
AUGAGAUGGCCGCCAUGGGCUCCCAAAUCUCCCACCACCGACGACAACAACAAUGACCGGCACUCCUACGACAACAGCAUCGACUGGCGCGCCUUCGCCGAGCCCCGAACCCUGAUCGCCACGGGGAUCCUGACGACCGGCAUCCUCGGCGCUGUGGGCCUCCACGGGCGCUACCUGCGCUGGUUCCCGGACGCGAGCAGCAUCCUACCCUCGUACAUGCGGCGCAGGAGUAUUCUGGGACGCGUGACGAGCGUCGGCGACGGUGAUAACUUCCGGCUGUAUCAUACGCCCGGGGGCCGGUUGGCCGGGUGGGGAUGGUUGCCGUGGAAGAAGGUUCCGACGUCGAAGAAGGAGUUGAGGGAUAAGACGAUUCACAUCCGUCUGGCCGGCAUCGACGCCCCCGAACUCGCGCACUUCGGUCGGCCCGCGCAGCCGUUCAGCAAGGAAGCCCACGAGUGGCUCACGGCCUACCUGAGCAAUCGGCGGGUGCGCGCGUACGUCCACCGCCACGAUCAGUACCAGCGCGUGGUCGCGACGGCGGUGGUGCGGCGGGCGCUCGACUUCCCCAUCCCCUUCCGGCGGCGUGAUGUCUCGUACGAGAUGCUGCGGAAGGGGCUCGCGACUGUCUACGAGGCCAAGUCCGGCGCGGAAUUCGGUGGCACCGCGACCGAGCGCAAGUACCGGCAGGCGGAGCGGUGGGCUAAGCUCCGCGGGUUGGGCAUGUGGAAGGGGUUCCGCCGCAACAAGGCGUGGGAGAGUCCCCGGGAUUAUAAGACACGAAUGGGGCUGGAGAACCCGAUACAGGUGAAGGAGGAGACGAAGAAGACUUAG